CUCUGCAUAGAUUUGUCCUUAUUCUCUUUCCCAUUCCAUAAAGAUGACUGUCAAUCAUUUACUUUCCAACCAAAACCCUAACUCGCUCCUCUUUUAAUUGCUGACACUGACUCACUGAGUUCAGAAUUCCAUCUCCUCCAUCAACCAUGAGCCGAUUCAGGAUCACUGACAUCUUCGACCCUUGCUCCCCAUCUCUCUUUGUUAAAGAAACAUCCUUUUUCGCUCCCAAGCCCUUAGUUUUUCCCUCAUUUUUCGAAGAAGAACAUGAACUUGGCUCCGCACUCGACCUACUCAGCCCUUUCCCUUCCUUCAGCCCCUUCGAAAUCUACGACAGCGUCACCGAUCUGGUCCAGAUCGAGCAAACGCCGUCAUUUCGAUCGUACAAGAGGAUACAACGCAGAGUCGAGCCUGAGUUUUCUUUUCAAACCUUGUGCGACCGAGUUAGCGCGCUGGACUCCAAGUUUGACCGUCUCGUUAAGGUGAAGAUCGGCGGAGGAGACAGGAAGUACUCGUGGUCUUCGGAGAUCAAGGGGCCGGUUGAGAGAAAGUACAAAUGGGUAGCGGAGAUUGAGGAUGGGAAGAAAACUGAAGAGAUGAAAGAGAAGAAGUAUAAAUGGACGGCUGAGUUUGAAGGAAAGGGAAUUGAUGGGCCGAUCUCCAGGAAGUACGCGUUCACAGCAUCCACUGGUUGCGAUGCAAGUGAAUCGAGCAAACAGGAGAAGAAGGAAAAAUGCGAGAAGAAGCAUCUGAUAAAGGACAAGAAAAGAGAGAAUGUCCCGCGUUUAGUGGAGAUCGAAGAGCCGUCUGAUCACGGCGCUGUCGUUUUAAGACAGGCUUUUGCCAAAAGAGCUGGUGUUAUAAGAAAUAACAGGGGCAAGAAGAAGGAAUUGUCUCCACAAGAUGCUGCUUCGGUUAUUCAAGUAACAUUCAGAGCUUACCUGAUUCGCAGAUCACAGGCUCUUCGCGCACUUCGGGAAUUAGCAGUUGCCAAGAAUAAGCUGAAAGAGAUCAGAGCAUAUUUUAAUAACUUCUCCUACCGUCGUCGAGUAGCCCAAGAUGCGGAAGAACGCCAAAGGUUCUCUGAGAAGAUCAUUGUGCCGCUCCUUACUGUUGAUGCCAUUGAGGGACCUGAUCUAAUGGUGCGUGCUGCUAAGAAGUCAAUGGUAGAUGAACUGGAAGCCAUGCUUGAUGUGGUGGAUCCUCAUCCCAAGGGGAGAUCACUUUCGAUGAGGAGGACAUUUGACAUGCCAGAUAUUGUCAUCCAGAGGGAAAUUGCUGAGGGCGUGGCAGAGGUGGUUCAAAUGUUUGAAAGUGAAGAGAAUGCUACCACUGAUUGAGACAUGCUUGUAAAAAAGUUGUAAUAUGGAGAAUCACCCAUCUCUAUGGAUGCUUUGCCGCUUAGAUGUGUGGAAGAUGCAGUUUAAUUUAUGAUGUGCGGACUUGCAAUUUCUGUUUUACCUCUCGUCUAUUCUGUAGCACUUGUGUCUGUUCUGUUUGAACUUAUUCAGACUUAUUUGUUCCGUGUUAUGAAGAUGAUGGUACUCGUUUUAAGCUAGAGCUUAGUUCCCGUUUUCU
This is a messenger RNA of Hibiscus syriacus, 1575 nucleotides long. RefSeq names its product BAG family molecular chaperone regulator 7-like. Gene Ontology annotation, molecular function: protein-folding chaperone binding. The record is from RefSeq and is a predicted model, not a curated record. Gene Ontology annotation, cellular component: plasmodesma. The transcript has 3 exons. The coding region runs from base 147 to 1337 and encodes 396 amino acids. Gene Ontology annotation, biological process: protein folding. NCBI's taxonomy places the organism in Eukaryota, Viridiplantae, Streptophyta, Magnoliopsida, Malvales, Malvaceae.